AUGCGCAUCGUUGCAUCACACCCGAAGGCCUUCGGGGUGACCAUGGAGGAAUUGACCGGUCUGGUCACUCUCAUUCGCAACCUUUUGGAGUUCCCAGGCAUCUUGCGUCUAUGUCGGAACAUUUCCUCGGGCAAAUCGAAAUAUGGUUCUGAGAAUGAUGGAGCUCCAGCCAUGGCGACAUUCGAUUUCGUCGCAGUUUUCCGCUCAAUACCUGGACCCCCUAUUCUCGAUGACGACCCGCUGAAGGAUUAUUUUGCAACGUCACGUCAGACUCGGAAGAUGACCGACGAAGCGUCGCAAGAAUUGUGCGCUUUGGUUGUUAUCUUUGUGAAGGCUUUGCAGUUCUCCCUGCGGACGGAAGAAGAUCCAUGGCAAUUUCUAAGCCUAUUCAGAGGAUUGAAGUACGAUUAUGUCGGGACGCCCCAGCCACUUCAAAUUCUUGGGCGAUCUCGAAAGCAUCGACUGGCUACCCGAAGCCAAAAUCCACGGGCGAGCAAUGAAGCAGGAAGAUUUCCACACGACGUCUGA
Messenger RNA from Cladophialophora immunda, 528 nucleotides. RefSeq lists its product as uncharacterized. The transcript has a single exon. The coding region runs from base 1 to 528 and encodes 175 amino acids. NCBI's taxonomy places the organism in Eukaryota, Fungi, Ascomycota, Eurotiomycetes, Chaetothyriales, Herpotrichiellaceae. The record is from RefSeq and is a predicted model, not a curated record.